Messenger RNA from Neospora caninum, 2961 nucleotides. Its product is annotated as transketolase, related. The coding region runs from base 1 to 2961 and encodes 986 amino acids. Gene Ontology annotation, cellular component: cytosol. Gene Ontology annotation, biological process: pentose-phosphate shunt. Gene Ontology annotation, molecular function: transketolase activity. The record is from RefSeq and is a predicted model, not a curated record. The transcript has 16 exons. Lineage: Eukaryota; Apicomplexa; Conoidasida; Eucoccidiorida; Sarcocystidae.
AUGGAGACGGGGCCGCAGGUUGUCCCGCGCAGCUUGCCUCGACACCAGGCUUUGUUUCCCGGAAACCCGCCGAAAAUCCGUUCUUCCCGCUUGACCGUCCAAAUCGCGUCUUGCGCCUCUCCUGGCGAAAGAACAGCGACAACAAGCGAGCCGCUUCUCGCAAACGCGCCAGAGACACAGAGAGACACUGGAGCAUGCCGGCGGCUGAGUCUGUGCGGGGCAACUCUCCCCUCUCGUGUUCUUUGCUUUCUUCCAGCGACGAGGAACCUUCGUUCACGGUCGAGAGCUUUGCAUUCGGCGACGAAGCGCGCCAGCACCCAACCGAUCAGACCGGAGAUCUCUCCGCCGAGGCAGCUCUUCACUUCUGUCGGAAACUCCGAGAGAACGACGCCGACAAAGACGCGCACGUCGCGUAUGCCUUCGAGCACGUGUUUUGCGUCUCCUUCGCUCGGCCCUCGCAAGCGCGCGUUUGUCUCCAGGCGCUGUCAGCGGAGCAAGAAUUGCGCCCUGAGCAACACCGGACCGACUACCUCAUCGGCGAAAAAACAAACUCCGUGCAAGACGCACACGUGCAGUGGCAACUGUGGCCGUUCAAACGAGAAAUUGACCUGUCCACCGUCGUCCCCAGAGUCGCAUUCUCCAGUCGACGGACCGGUCUCUGCUUCACAAGAAAACCUCUUUCUUCCGGAACGCACUCAGCCUCAUCUCGCGUCUCGUCGCCACCUUCGACCCAGCGCCUUCAGCCUGAGUUUCUGUCGCUUCUUUCCCCUCUUCAUCUUUCGCCUUUCCUUCUUCGUGCGCCUUGAACGCGUUGCAGCGUUUGUCUUCAACUUUGCGUCUCUCAGUCCUCACUGCUCCCUCGCGCUCCGCCCCUCAAUCGUCAAGCGCCGUGGUUCCAACGCCCAGCUGGGCGAGGCGAACAGCCAGCCGGAGACGAAGAAAUUGUCUCCUGGAAAACGCGAAACCGCCUCCACCGACGUGCUCUGCGUCAACACCAUUCGGUGCCUCGGUGCCGACCUCCCGACAAUCGCCAACAGCGGGCACCCUGGAGCGCCCAUGGGGAUGGCGCCGAUGGCGCAUGCACUGUGGGGCUACGUGAUGCGUUAUUCCGGCAAGCACCCCCGGUGGUUCAACCGCGACCGCUUCAUCCUCUCGAACGGCCACGCUUGCGCCCUCCUCUACUCCAUGCUCCACCUCACGGCUCGCAGGCUACGACGUGACAAUCGAGGAUCUGCGCCAGUUUCGCCAGCUGAACAGCAAAACGCCGGGACAUCCCGAGGUGCACUACGCGGCGGGCAUCGAAACGACGACGGCAACGCUGUGGGCAUUGCCCUCGCUGGCCAGUACAUGGGCGCAAAGUACAACAAGGAGAACUUCCCGAUCUUCGACAGCCACGUCUUUGUGUUCUGCGGCGACGGGUGCCUCGAAGAAGGUGUCGCCAGUGAGGCGUGCUCGCUGGCCGGGCAUCUCGGUUUGCACCGGCUGAUUGUUCUCUACGACGAGAACAACAUCACGAUCGACGGCGAGGUGAACCUCGCGUUCUCGGAGAAGGUCCAGCAGCGCUUCAAGGCCUACGACUGGCACGUGGACGUCGUGGCCGACGGCAACCACGACGUGGCCGGGCUGGUUCGGACGAUGGAGGCGGCGAAGAAGCGAACUGACAAGCCGACCCUAAUUUGCGUCCGGACCACCAUCGGGUUCCUCUCCAGCAAAGAAGGAACGGCCAAGGUCCACGGCUCUCCCCUGUCCGAAGACGACCUGCGAAAAGUGAAGGAAAAGUGUGGAUUGAACCCCGACGAAAAACUCCAAGUUCCUGACGCUGUCAAGAAGUUUUACGAGGAGGUUCAGGAGCGCGGCGAACGGGCGGUGGCGGAGUGGAAUGCGCUUUUCGACAAGUACAAGACGGCGUACCCGGAGGAGGCGAAGGAAAUUGAGCGCAUGUUCAGCCGCGAAGUGCGCCCCGAGGUCUUCGAGACACUGAAGCAGCUGGGCGACAAAGCCCGAGAGAAGGGGGACUCGACGCGCGCGCAUUCCGGGCGGAUGCUCAACGGCAUCAAGGGUUUCAUGCCUGAACUGAUUGGCGGCAGCGCAGAUUUGACGGGGUCGAACUGCACGGAUUUGCAGAACGAGAAGUCGUUCCAAGUGGCGAACCGCUCUGGGCGGUACAUCCACUUUGGCGUUCGCGAGCACGCCAUGAUUGCCAUGGCGAACGGCAUGUACCACUUUGGCUGCAUGCGCCCGUUCUGCGCGACCUUCCUGAACUUUGUGACUUACGGCUGGGGCGCGACGCGCCUCGCGGCGCUCGCCAAAUGCGGCAUUCUGCUGGUGGCGACGCACGACUCGAUCGAACUCGGCCAGGACGGCCCCACCCACCAACCGAUCGAAGUCCUCGCCCUCUGCCGCGCGACGCCCGAGUUGAUCGCGAUUCGCCCCGCCGAUGGGACUGAAGUCGCGGGUGCGUACGCCGUGUGGCUGCGCGACGAGCUCAAGCGCGUGACGCUCCUGUCUCUCUGCCGCAGCACUGUCCCUGUUCUCGAAGGCAGCUCUUUCGACGGGGUCGCCUUGGGCGCGUACAUCCUCAGCGACUUUGAAAACAACGGAAAGAAAAAGGUUGUCAUCGCUGGAAGUGGAAGCGAAGUGCACUUGUGCGUUGAGGCGAAGAAACUGCUGACAGGCAACUGGGACGUGCGCCUCGUCUCUAUGCCUUGCUGGACGCUGUUCGACGAGCAGCCUGCGGAGUACAGAAACAAAAUCCUCUGUCUCUCUGAGCGCAAGAACGGAAAUGUCCUCACCGCCUACGUCGAAGCCGCCUCAACAUUCGGAUGGGACAAAUACUUUGACGUUCACGUCGGCAUGCAGUCGUUUGGCGCGAGCGCGCCGGGAAAGGCUCUCUACGACUUCUUCGGCUUCUCCCCUGCGAGCAUUGCGAAGAAAAUCGAGGAGUACAAACCUCCUUUCUAG